Messenger RNA from Pan troglodytes (chimpanzee), 2490 nucleotides. RefSeq names its product ring finger protein 144B (gene RNF144B). Bases 534 to 1445 code for a protein of 303 amino acids. NCBI's taxonomy places the organism in Eukaryota, Metazoa, Chordata, Mammalia, Primates, Hominidae. Gene Ontology annotation, molecular function: ubiquitin-protein transferase activity; zinc ion binding. Gene Ontology annotation, biological process: protein ubiquitination. The record is from RefSeq and is a predicted model, not a curated record. The transcript has 9 exons.
GGGAGGGCCGGCCGCGGAGAGGGGCCAAAGCUCUUCGAAAUCAGCAGACAGAGAGGCUCUGCGGGCGCGCGCGGGGCGGAGGGGAGCGGGGCAGAGGGCCGCCGGGGCGAGGGCCGAGGAGGGGUCCGAGACGCGCCAAGGGGCUGGUAGCUAGGCGACCUGAAUGUCUUCCAUACCUGAAGCCGCAGCCUGAAGAAGCUGAUAGCGGACCCCGAGCGCGCGCGCGCCUUGGCGGGAGCCCUGCGCCUCCUGGGGUCUCCCUGCUCCUUACUUGGACCUCGGGCGGAAGGUCCCCUCCGCGCAGAGCUGAAGCCGCGGCGGGCGGCCCACGGGGGAUCAGACCCUCGGCCAUCCGCGUUUCCCCUCCGCCGUCCGCCGGACCCCCACCUCUUCUCCAAGCUCCACUCCCGACUUUCUUCCCCGCCCCCGGGAAGCUCCGGAAACCCGCACCCCCGGCUCUGAGGUCAGGGCUGGCAGGAGUAAUCCACCCUUUCCAGGGAUUGAGGAGACUGAAGAACGCUGAAGACAGGCUGAUGGGCUCAGCUGGUAGGCUCCACUAUCUCGCCAUGACUGCUGAAAAUCCCACUCCUGGAGACCUGGCUCCGGCCCCCCUCAUCACUUGCAAACUCUGCCUGUGUGAGCAGUCUCUGGACAAGAUGACCACACUCCAGGAAUGCCAGUGCAUCUUUUGCACAGCUUGCCUGAAACAGUACAUGCAGCUGGCAAUCCGAGAAGGAUGUGGGUCUCCCAUCACUUGCCCUGACAUGGUGUGCCUAAACCACGGGACCCUGCAGGAAGCUGAGAUUGCCUGUUUGGUACCUGUGGACCAGUUUCAGCUUUAUCAGAGGUUAAAAUUUGAAAGAGAAGUUCAUCUGGACCCCUACCGAACAUGGUGUCCUGUUGCAGACUGUCAGACAGUGUGCCCUGUUGCAUCGAGUGAUCCAGGACAGCCUGUGCUGGUGGAAUGCCCUUCUUGCCACCUGAAAUUCUGCUCGUGUUGCAAGGAUGCUUGGCAUGCAGAGGUCUCCUGUAGAGACAGUCAGCCUAUUGUCCUGCCAACAGAGCACCGAGCCCUCUUUGGGACAGAUGCAGAAGCCCCCAUUAAGCAGUGCCCAGUUUGCCGGGUUUAUAUCGAACGCAAUGAAGGCUGUGCUCAGAUGAUGUGCAAAAACUGCAAGCAUACAUUUUGCUGGUACUGCCUCCAGAACUUGGAUAAUGACAUUUUCCUCAGACAUUAUGACAAAGGGCCAUGCAGGAAUAAACUUGGCCACUCAAGAGCAUCAGUGAUGUGGAACCGAACACAGGUGGUGGGGAUUCUCGUAGGCUUGGGCAUCAUUGCCUUGGUUACUUCACCCUUGUUACUCCUGGCCUCCCCAUGUAUAAUCUGUUGUGUCUGCAAGUCCUGUCGGGGCAAGAAGAAAAAGCACGACCCAUCCACAACCUAAAGAUCUCUGUGUUCAUACGCCCCAGAUAUGUGAGUUACAUGAGAUGGCACAGUGAUAAAGCCCCAUUUAGUGACCUUGCCUCCUUCUCCUUGCCAACUUUGAAAGUGCCUCUGUGUCCAGACUUUGAACUUGCCUGCCAGCCUUCAGCAUCAGGAAAGGCCAAGUCCUGGGUGCGAGUGUUCCUAUGUAACAAGAACUGGGCUCAACGGUCCAGCUGUUUCUAUGGAGCUUUGGGGUUCCUUGAGAUGAAUGAACAUACCAUUUUAUCAUCCAAAGGAUCUCACUGGACUGUUCAACUUCCAGCCAAAUUCAAGGAGCUUGUGGGAACAUUUGAUAUAACAAAUGUGUUGUCAUUGUUGGCAACAUACAAGAUAACCAAGAAGCUGGAGCCUGUUCUGUGUUGAUUUGACUACCAUGAGAAAUACAGGGGAAACCUGAUGAGGAGAAGGAUAAGACUGCGUAAGGAGAAAUCCUCAUAGGAGCUAUAAAGCAGGCUGCUGAUCUCAGCAGUUGAUAUGGUGGUUGUGCCUCUGCUGGCUACUGGGUGUGCUGUCCCCAUGUUCCCGCUGUGAUUUGGCAGAAACACAAUAGGUUUCUCCUUGUGUGAUCUCAGCUUCAAGCAGGUGAAACUGCUGUGCAGAGGGAGUUGCCCCUUCCCAGUAAAAGAGCUGCAGCCUGUUAAACAAUGUGGUCUAAUUUAGUGUCUCUCCCUUGGUAAAUGUAAGUUUUCUAAGUUGGCCAACUUGUCUCUUACAGCCAGUGGCUGUGGUCUACAAAAUUGUUUCAUAUAAAAUACGGGUAGAGUGGUAGAGUUUCAAAACUUUCAUCAUAGAUAUCUGGGACCUUUCUCAGGAUCUGUGUUCACACAGCCAAUAGAUUUGGAAUCAGGCCUAAGAGUACACAUGGAGGGUAAAUAUUAAAGUGCGUAUUAUGUACAUCUAGAAUCCAUGUGACUUGCAGCCUACCUGUAAUUUCUAUCCAUUGAGCAUGCAUGGAUAUACCCAAUAGUACACAGAAAAUAAAUGUUUACUUAAGAGCCAUUCUA